AUGCUCAUACAUAUUAUUCUCUUCAUUACUACAACUUGUUUGGCUUUGGCAAAAGAAGCACCGAUAGUUCCAGUUCAACCAUUUACACCAGAACCAAUUCGUAUAAGUUUAGAUGAUCUUCCACCUCCAUAUAAAACAACAUCAGCUGUAAAACCAGCUAUUGUUGUAGGAGUACCAACUAAUGCAACAUUAUUCGUACCUGAUGUUAAUUUUCGUGUAACAAUUUAUCGUGAUAAUAUGAAGUCACCAAGACAUAUGAUUUAUACUCCAACUGGUGAUAUUCUGGUUACAGAAAUGCAUGGUAAUCGUAUAUCGAUUUUAACUGAUGAUAAUACAACUGUUUUUGCUGAUGGAUCGAAUGGAAUUUUUCAAGCUUUUGGUAUGGUAUUUGUAAAGGAUUGGUUUUAUGUCGCUAAUGCUGGCGAACUUCGUCGAUAUCCUUAUCGAAUUGGUGAUAGAAAAUUGAGUGGUACCGGACAAGUUCUUAUGACAUAUGGAAGUACAUAUCAUUGGACACGUAGUUUGAUCUUAUCACCAAAUGGUGAUCGUCUUUUUGUAACUGUUGGUUCUGGUAGUAAUGUGGAUAUUGAAUAUCCAUCACGAGCAUCAGUACAAAUAGUUGACUUAGAUGGAAGAAAUAAUCAAACAUUUGCUUGGGGUUUACGUAAUCCAGUUGGUAUUGAUUUUCAUCCAAAAACUGGUGAUCUUUAUGUAUCUGUACAAGAACGAGAUGAACUUGGUGAUGAUCUUGUACCAGACUAUUUUACUAGAAUUCAAAACGAUGAAUUUUAUGGAUGGCCAUUUGCUUAUCUUUCACCGAAAAAUAUUGAUCCACGACGUUGUUUUCCCAAUGGUUCUAGUGAACGUCCAGAUUUAGUUGAACGUACACGUACACCUGAUGUUCUUUUUCAAGCACAUUCAGCUACAUUAGGUAUGCACUUCUAUCGUGGUAAUCAAUUUCCAAGUUAUUAUCAAAAUGGUGCAUUUGUUGCUUUUCAUGGUUCAUGGAAUCGUGAUUCUGGUACGGGUUAUAAACUUGCGUUUGUUCCGUUUAAUGAUGAUAAUCGUCCUCGAGGAUAUUAUGAAGAAUUUCUUAAAGGAUUUCUUAUUGAUCCAAAAGGUCCAACAACAUUUGGUCGACCUGUUGGAAUAUUAGAAAUGAAAGAUGGAAGUUUAUUAUUUAGUGAAGAUGGAAAUGGACGUUUAUAUCGAAUUGAAUAUGUUAAAAGUACUGUUGGUCGACAAUUUCGUAUAACAACAGUUGUGACGUCUGUUCUAACAGUACGAGAUGAUUGUCAACAAACACCACCUCUCGUAACUUUUUGUCAACGUAUGCCUCCUACUGAGAACACAUACGAUCAUCGACGUUGUCGUCCAUUAAAUCGAGAAUACACUCAUAAAAAAUAUCAACAACCUGUUCGUCGUCGACGUUCAUCACACAUCACUCGAUCUGUACAAAUACAACGGCAAAAGCAAAUGAAUAAUGAAGAUGAUGAUGAUGAAAAUGAUGAAUUUGCAAGAAUGCCAUCAGCAUCAUCUGAUCGUUAUUCAGGAGUUUCAUCAUCUUCUGGUUCUUCUACUUCAUCAACAAAUUGUUAUAAUAAUUCGAAUAGUUAUUCUUUAUCACAAACAUCUUCUUCUACAUUUUCACCAAUUCGUUCUGCAACAUCAUCACUUCACCUGUCGAAAUCAAUCAAUAAAGAUUAUCGAUCCAUGCAAUCAUUAAAAAUUCAAAAACAAUAUCGUGCAAAUAGAACGUAUCAUACACCUGUAGCACGUGUAUUACCAUUAAUUAAUAAUCAACAAUUAUCAUCAUUAGAACAACAUCAACAAAAAGAGUAUCAUACAAAAGAUCAAAGUUGGCUUAGUUGUGAAGAACUUGAAACAAUUGAAAAACGUUUUACUGAUCUUCUUCAUGAAAUAUCUAAUAAAAAAACACAUGAUUAUCAACAAUAUGAACAACGUGCAAAAAGUUGUGAUAGAUUAACACACGAUGAACAAAACUAUAAGCCGACAACAUUGUCUAAUUCUCGUAAAUCAUUAUUUGAUAAAACGAAAGAUGAUAAUCGACAUUUUCAUACUGAAACUUUUCCUCAUUCAACAAUUCUUUCUGAUAAUGAUAUUCUUAAAGUUGAAUUAUCUUAUCGAAGUAUUGGUACACAAGUAUAUGCAUGCCGUUGUUUAUGUGAUUUAUAUAUAACAACAGCUGAACGUUUAUCUAAACUUGAAGAUUGGAUUUUAUUUCAACAUGGUUUACCUGUAUGGUUACUUAAUUCUGGUACAAAUCCAAAACGUCAAUCAUGUUUAUCUCUUAUUAUUGCUGAAUAUGGUUCUGGUUUUCCUAUUUGGCAAGAUACUAUUGAUGGACGUAGUGAUGUUAAACAAGCACGUGAACAACAUAUAACAUUUCGUUUAUCAGAUAAAACAACACUUGCUGUACUCCGUUUCAGUAAUUUAACAGCAUCACAAGAAUUUUUCUCUUAUUAUAUAUCUAUAAGAAAUGAUCAUCGUUAUAAACAUCUUUUUUCAAAUGGACAUAAUCGAAGUUCAUCAUGUGGUUCGAUAUUAAGUAAUAAAAAAAAAUCUCAACGUCAUGUUAAUAAAUCAUCUAUAUCGAAUCCUUGUCAAUUUCAACAUAUAACACGUUUACAAGUUAAAGAUUAUGUUUAUUUAACAUCACUUAAUCAAUGUUUAAUGCCUGCCGAUACUUAUUCAAAUCAACUAUUAUGA
Rotaria sp. Silwood1 is the source of this 2730-nucleotide messenger RNA. The record is from the annotation of a GenBank genome assembly. Lineage: Eukaryota; Metazoa; Rotifera; Eurotatoria; Philodinida; Philodinidae.